Messenger RNA from Bufo gargarizans (Asiatic toad), 7812 nucleotides. RefSeq names its product dedicator of cytokinesis 9 (gene DOCK9). The record is from RefSeq and is a predicted model, not a curated record. The coding region runs from base 398 to 6667 and encodes 2089 amino acids. Gene Ontology annotation, biological process: small GTPase-mediated signal transduction; positive regulation of GTPase activity. Gene Ontology annotation, molecular function: guanyl-nucleotide exchange factor activity. NCBI's taxonomy places the organism in Eukaryota, Metazoa, Chordata, Amphibia, Anura, Bufonidae. The transcript is spliced from 53 exons.
CAAACCCUAUCCCAUUGUAUGAGAGCUCCUCAAACCAGCAGCCGGUGAAGAACGUGUCCUCCUCACUGCAGUAGCAGGGAUGACAUCUGCUCCUCUUGCACCAUGCACAGCGCAGCACUUGUGCCUUGUUUUCCUUGUGUCAUGAAAGCAGAUCCUCCUUUUCCAGCCCGGACACUAUUCCAGCCCCCUUCAGAGGCCGGCUCACAACUGCACAGGGUUUCUCACUAGAAAAGAACUAUCCGAUUUUUGUCUUUUUUUUUUUUUUUUUCCUGCUCUGAGACUACCAAAGCUGGGAGAGGCACUUCCCACUCCCUCUGGUUUUCUGACAUGUUCGCUCCUAUUGAAGUACUGUGAAGAUUUUUUGGAGACCUAUUACAGCAACCGUGGCUCACCGAAGAUGCAAAAUAGGACAGGCACAGCCAAAAGUGUUAAGAAGGAGCUGGUGAUAGAGUCCCCUCAGCAGUAUAAGGAUGCUGCUGCUGCCGCUGUGGAGGCUGAGCUGGAGCCAGAAUGCCACCCACCAGAGCUGGCAAAGCCAAAGCUUAUUGAACCCAUUGACUAUGAGAAUGUCAUUGUGCAAAAGAAGACACAAAUCCUGAAUGAUGCCCUUCGGGAGAUGCUCCUUUUCCCUUUUGAUGAUUUCCAGAUUGCCACCUUAAGGAGACAGGGUCGAUAUAUAUGUUCCACCGUUCCUGACAAUGCAGAGAAGGAGGCUCAGAGUCUGUUUGUCACUGAGUGCAUCAAAACGUACAACUCGGAUUGGCACGUUGUCACAUACAAAUAUGAAGAGUACUCGGGAGAUUUCCGACAGCUUCCAAGCAAAGGGACCAAGCCUGAAAAGCUUCCAGUCCAUGUGUACGAAGUGGAUGAAGAUGCAGACAAAGACGAGGACGCGGCUUCCCUCGGCUCACAAAAAGGGGGGAUCACCAAACAGGGGUGGUUGUACAAGGGAAACAUGAACAGUGCAAUAAGCGUCACCAUGAGGUCUUUCAAAAGGAGAUUUUUCCACCUUAUACAACUUGGCGAUGGAUCAUAUAACUUAAAUUUCUAUAAAGAUGAGAAAAUCUCAAAAGAACCAAAGGGGUCGAUAUUCCUUGAUUCUUGCAUGGGUGUUGUACAGAACAACCGAGUGCGGCGCUUCGCCUUUGAGUUAAAGAUGCAAGACAAAAGCAGCUAUCUACUCGCUGCAGACAGCGAUGCUGAAAUGGAGGAGUGGAUCAGCACUCUUAAUAAAAUUUUGCAACUGAACUUUGAAGCUGCUAUGCAAGAGAAGAGAAAUGGAGAAUCCCAUGAAGAUGACGAGCAGAGCAAGUUUGACACUUCAUCAUCUAGCAUUGAUAGUUACCUCCCAGAGAAGAGUGGAAGAGAAACAGAAGCCAAAUUGAAAAAUGAAAGCAGGGUGAAGCUUUUUGCUUUGGAUUCAGAUACACAGAAACUUGACUUUUCGGGAAUUGAACCAGAGAUAAAACCCUUUGAGGAGAAAUUUGGGAAAAGGAUAUUAGUGAAAUGCAAUGAACUGUCUUUCAAUCUUCAGUGUUGUGUAGCAGAAAAUGAAGAGGGGCCGACAACAAACGUUGAGCCAUUCUUUGUUACACUAUCACUGUUUGACAUCAAAGCCAACAAAAAGAUUUCUGCAGACUUUCCUGUGGACUUGAACCAUGCCUCCGUGAGGCAAAUGAUUGCCCUCCCUUCUCAGCAGCUUCUAAAUGGCAGUGGGGACCUUGGACACAGAAUUUUAGGGUCUAUUCAGGAGUCAAUGCUGCAGUUCCCCAAACAGGGUAUAUUUUCUGUAACUUGUCCCCAUCCUGAUAUCUUCUUGGUGGCCAGGAUAGAAAAGGUCCUUCAAGGCAGCAUUACUCAUUGUGCAGAACCUUACAUGAAGAGCUCAGACUCCGCCAAGGUGGCACAGAAAGUUCUGAAGAAUGCCAAGCAGGCUUGCAGCAGGCUUGGACAGUACAGAAUGCCAUUUGCCUGGGCAGCAAGACUGCUAUUCAAAGAUACAUCCGGAACCCUGGACAAAAGUGCAAGAUUUUCUCCAAUUUAUAAACAGGACAGCAACAAACUUUCAAAUGAGGACAUGCUUAAACUGCUUGCUGACUUCCGAAAACCUGAGAAGUUGGGCAAGCUUCCUGUGAUUUUAGGAAAUUUAGACAUCCACAUUGACAACGUGUCUCCAGAUUUUCCAAAUUAUGUGAACUCGUCUUACAUUCCCAUGAAGCAGUUUGAGAACAAUGCCGAUACUGUGGUAACAUUUGAAGUAGAGGAGUUUGUUCCUUGCAUUCCCAAACACACGCAAGCCUUCACCAUCUACAAUAACCAUCUGUAUGUUUAUCCAAAGCAUUUGAAAUAUGAUGGUCAAAAGGCAUUUGCAAAGGCAAGGAAUAUAGCUGUAUCAAUUGAAUUCAGAGAGUCUGAUGACGAAGAGGCACAGCCAUUACGGUGCAUAUAUGGGAGACCAGGUGGUCCUGUGUUUGUGAAAAAUGCACUUGCUGCUGUUUUGCACCAUCAGCAAAAUCCAGAGUUCUAUGAUGAGAUUAAAAUAGAGCUGCCCACACAGCUUCAUGAGAAACACCAUUUGUUGUUCACUUUCUUCCAUGUCAGCUGCGAUACAUCAAGCAAAGGAGGCACCAAGAAGAAAGAUGUCAUAGAAAGCCAAGUUGGUUUUGCCUGGCUUCCCCUGCUGAAGGAUGGUCGAGUGGUCACCAAUGAGCAGAACAUUCCAGUGUCUGCCAACCUACCUACAGGAUACCUGUGCUAUCAGGAACCCGGGAUGGGCAAGCAUUUUGGCCCAGAAAUUAAAUGGGUGGAUGGAGGCAAACCAUUAUUAAAGGUUGCUACUCAUCUGGUAUCCACGGUAUAUGCACAGGACCAGCAUUUGCACAACUUCUUUCAGUAUUGCCAGAAAACAGACUCUGGAGCACAGGCAUUAGGAAGUGAGCUUGUUAAAUAUUUAAAGAGUCUCCAUGCAAUGGAAGGACAUGUCAUGAUCGCCUUCCUGCCCACUAUACUCAACCAAAUGUUCAGAGUCCUAACAAGGGCAACUCAGGAGGAGGUCGCCGUCAAUGUGACAAGGGUUAUCAUCCAUGUUGUCUCUCAGUGCCAUGAAGAGGGGCUGGAGAGCUACUUGAGGUCAUAUGUUAAGUAUGUCUACAAGGCAGAACCAUAUGUCACCUCAGAAUACAAGACUGUGCACGAAGAGCUGGCCAAAUCCAUGACCGCAAUUCUCAAACCUUCUGCUGAUUUUUUAACGUGUAACAAGCUUCUCAAGUAUUCUUGGUUUUUCUUUGAAGUCUUGAUAAAGUCAAUGGCCCAGCACCUAGUGGAGAAUUCAAAAGUGAAAUUGCUAAGGAACCAAAGAUUUACUGCCUCUUUUCACCAUGCGGUAGAAACCCUGGUUAACAUGCUUAUGCCACAUAUAACGCAUAAAUUCAAGGACAAUCCCGAGGCUUCCAGGAAUGCCAAUCACAGCCUGGCGUUCUUCAUAAAGAGGUGCUUCACAUUUAUGGAUCGGGGUUUUGUUUUUAAGCAAAUUAACAACUACAUGAGUUUCUUUACACCAGGAGAUCCAAAGACACUGUUUGAAUUCAAGUUUGAGUUUCUGAGAGUUGUCUGCAAUCAUGAGCACUACAUCCCUUUGAACUUGCCGAUGCCUUUUGGAAAGGGUAGAAUCCAAAGAUAUCAAGAUCUGCAGCUUGACUACACACUGACAGAUGAGUUCUGCAAGAACCAUUUCUUGGUGGGCCUCCUACUGAGGGAGGUGGGAAACGCAUUGCAAGAGUUCCGAGAGAUCCGGCAGAUUGCCAUCAGUGUGCUGAAAAGUCUGAUGAUCAAGCACUCCUUUGAUGAUCGAUAUUCUACCAGGAGUCAGCAGGCAAGAAUAGCCACACUAUACCUGCCAUUGUUCGGGCUGCUAAUUGAGAAUGUGCAGCGGAUUAAUGUGAAAGAUACAUCUCCCUUCCCUAAUGCUAAAGAUGAAGUCUUACUUAACGUAGCUGCUGGAAAUCCACUGGUAACGCCCCAGAAACCAGGCAAUACGCUGGACAAUAACCUUCAUAAAGAUCUUUUUGGUGUUAUCUCUGGUACAGCUUCUCCGCAGACCUCAUCCACUCCCAACAUAAACAGUGUGAGAAAUGCAGAUUCCAGGGGAUCUCUCAUAAGCACAGAUUCAGGGAACAGUCUUCCUGAGAGGAACAGCGACAAGAGCAGUUCUUUAGACAAGAAUCAGCAUGGAGGCUCUUUAGGAAACCCAUUAGUUCGCUGCGACAAGCUGGAGCAAGCUGAAAUUAAAAGUUUACUCAUGUGCUUCCUUCACAUUUUGAAAAGCAUGUCAGAUGAUGCGCUGUUUACAUAUUGGAAUAAAGCCACAACGUCAGAACUCAUGGAUUUUUUCACAGUCUCAGAAGUGUGCCUGCAUCAGUUCCAGUAUAUGGGCAAACGAUACAUUGCCAGGAACCAGGAGGGGUUGGGACCCAUAGUUCAUGACCGAAAGUCUCAGACAUUACCUGUUUCCCGUAACAGAACAGGGAUGAUGCAUGCCAGAUUACAGCAGCUCAGCAGCCUGGAUAACUCUCUCACUUUUAACCACAGCUACGGUCAUUCAGAUGCAGAUAUUCUUCACCAGUCGUUACUUGAAGCAAACAUAGCUACGGAAGUAUGCCUUACAAUCCUGGACACACUGUCAUUAUUCACCAUGGCAUUUAAGAACCAACUUAUUGCUGACCAUGGUCACAAUCCCUUGAUGAAGAAGGUGUUUGAUGUGUAUCUGUGCUUUCUUCAGAAAAAUCAGUCUGAGACUACGCUUAAAAAUGUCUUCACUGCAUUGCGGUCUUUAAUUUAUAAGUUUCCAUCAACAUUUUAUGAAGGAAGAGCUGAUAUGUGCGCUGCCUUGUGUUACGAAAUUCUUAAAUGCUGCAAUUCCAAGCUAAGCUCCAUCCGAACGGACUCCUCUCAGCUCCUGUACUUCUUAAUGAGGAAUAACUUUGACUACACUGGAAAGAAGUCUUUUGUCAGAACUCAUCUACAGGUGAUCAUAUCAGUGAGCCAGUUAAUAGCAGAUGUGGUUGGGAUAGGAGGCACACGAUUCCAACAGUCCCUCUCAAUAAUCAACAACUGUGCAAACAGUGACCGUCUUAUUAAGCAUACAACGUUCUCUUCUGAUGUCAAAGAUCUUACUAAAAGAAUCCGCACAGUCCUUAUGGCCACAGCUCAAAUGAAGGAGCAUGAGAAUGAUCCAGAAAUGCUUGUUGACCUGCAGUACAGUCUGGCCAAGUCCUAUGCCAGCACCCCAGAGCUGAGGAAAACCUGGCUUGACAGCAUGGCCAGGAUCCAUGUCAAACAUGGAGACUUGUCAGAGGCAGCAAUGUGCUAUGUACACGUGGCUGCUCUGGUAGCAGAAUAUCUCCUGAGGAAAGGAAUGUUUAGACAAGGUUGCUCAACCUUUAGAGUGAUCACUCCAAAUAUUGAUGAGGAGGCCUCCAUGAUGGAAGAUGUUGGAAUGCAGGAUGUUCAUUUCAAUGAGGAUGUUCUAAUGGAACUCCUCGAGCAGUGUGCAGAUGGCCUGUGGAAAGCAGAGCGUUAUGAAUUGAUUGCAGACAUUUACAAACUCAUCAUUCCUAUCUAUGAAAAGCGCAGAGAUUUUGAGAGACUUGCUCAUUUGUAUGACACUCUGCAUCGCGCCUACAGCAAGGUUACCGAGGUGAUGCACACAGGCAAGAGGCUUCUGGGAACCUACUUUAGAGUGGCCUUCUUCGGACAAGGAUUCUUUGAAGAAGAGGAUGGGAAGGAAUACAUCUACAAAGAACCUAAGCUCACUCCACUUUCAGAAAUCUCCCAACGACUGCUUAAGUUGUACUCUGACAAAUUUGGUGCUGAAAAUGUGAAAAUGAUACAAGAUUCUGGAAAGGUAAACCCAAAAGAUCUGGACUCCAAAUACGCCUACAUCCAGGUUACACAUGUCACACCUUACUUUGAAGAUAAAGAGCUGCAGGAUAGAAAAACUGAGUUUGAGAAGACUCACAAUAUCCGUCGUUUUGUGUUUGAGAUGCCAUUUACCCUUUCCGGAAAAAGACAAGGAGGUGUGGAGGAGCAGUGGAAGCGGCGCACAAUCCUUACCGCUUUACAUUGCUUCCCAUAUGUCAAGAAACGGAUUCCUGUAAUGUAUCAGCAACACACAGAUCUCAACCCCAUAGAGGUCGCCAUUGAUGAGAUGAGUAAGAAAGUCGCUGAACUCCGCCAGCUCUGCUCUUCCACAGACGUGGACAUGAUCAAGUUACAACUAAAACUACAGGGUAGUGUCAGUGUACAGGUCAAUGCUGGACCCUUAGCGUAUGCAAGAGCCUUUUUAGAUGAUACAAAUACAAAGAAAUAUGCAGACAACAAGAUUAAACUGUUAAAAGAAGUUUUUAGACAAUUUGUUGAAGCGUGCGGCCAGGCCUUGUGUGUGAAUGAAAGACUGAUAAAAGAAAAUCAGUUUGAGUACCAGGAAGAAAUGAAGGCUAACUACAGAGAGAUGGUCAAAGAACUUUCUGAAAUAAUGCAUGAACAGAUUUGGUGCGGAGAAGAGAAGAUCAGUGUUAUGCCGAAUUCACUUCACAUUUUUAAUGCCAUAAGUGGAACUCCUACAAGCACAACCGUCCAAGGAAUGACAAACUCCUCAUCCAUUGCAUGAAAGUCCUCCUUCAUUUCACAUCGAUGCCUCAUGUAUGGCUAACUCAGGAUGCCUUCCAGAGCCCAUGGUCCUCUAAAAAUGGACAACCAUUUCCAUCACCACUGGGGUUUAGCCGGCCAAACUGAUGGUUGUGGUAGGAGGAGCCGUAAUGACUUUUAUUUUCCUCCUUUGGCAAUAUCAGCUAUUUUCAACACUAAAGAGAAGUAAAAAGUUUAUUGAAUAUUUUUGAUGCUGUAUAGAUGAACUGUUCCAGAACAAGCCGAAUCACAAGUAAUAGCACAGUAGGUCUUGGGUAGUAGAUAUCUAGGAAUGUACAGUGUAUAAUACAAAUGUUACACUAAAGUUUACAUCUUAGCUUUGCGACCAAGCACACUUUGCAGUCUUAAGAUAAUCAGUGCGCUUUUCUUUUCUGCUCCAUUUUAAAUUGCCUUUAAAAAACAAACACUAUUUCCAACAUUACUUUUUGCCUGACUGGAAUUUUUUGUUCACACAAGUAGGUGAUUUUAUGAACUUAUGAAUGUUUGCUAAGGAUUCAGUUUCCUCGUUUGUAUUACGGAUUGUCCAUUUUUGUCUGUGAUCUUCCAACAAACGUGCUAUAAACUACACAUGAAACUGAACCCCUUCACCUCUGCACAAAUUUACACUUCCGUCCUGCAUAGGUGUUACUUGCUUAGUUGGAAUGUACAUAUUGUUAAUUGAUGCAGAUCAUUCUUUCUGUACAUAAAUGUGUUACUUUUCUAUGCAUUUUUUUAAUGUUCUUGGCUGAAAACUUUUAUUGUGAGAAAUAUUGUGCUUCUUCAUUUUACCUGCUAUCUAUUUUUGUCCUUACAAUUUAUUCUUGUACAGAAAUGAGUGCAAUACAAAGAUGUAUACAGUCUUUGCUAUGUUAGGUUUAUACACUGUUUAAAAACAAAGACUUUUUUUUUUUGCCAAAGCAAAGAGUAUGUAUUGGUGGUUAUGAUUACUGUGGUAAAUGGUGGUGUUAUUUAAAGCUUUGAUCAUAUUGUUCUUUCAAAAUAUUAAUUUGGUAAUUUUAUAUUGGGGGAGGGGGGGCGAAUAAAAAGUUUUUAAUUUUAUUUAACUGGAAACACUGUUCUGCUGUAAUUAACAUUCUGUACUACAUAUGUAUUAAAGGAAAUGGCUAA